This is a messenger RNA of Hevea brasiliensis (rubber tree), 1253 nucleotides long. RefSeq lists its product as uncharacterized. The coding region runs from base 141 to 872 and encodes 243 amino acids. Lineage: Eukaryota; Viridiplantae; Streptophyta; Magnoliopsida; Malpighiales; Euphorbiaceae. The transcript is spliced from 2 exons. The record is from RefSeq and is a predicted model, not a curated record.
GGGUAUUACAAAAGACGACAAAAAUUCUUUCUUUCACCCUCCUACGAUUCCAGAUCCAAUCUUUCUCUCUCUCUCUCUCUUAAAAAAGGAAGAACCCCCAGUGUGGUUGUCUGUGGCGGUGGUGGUGGUUGUUGUUGUGGAUGGCAAGGGCCAACAAGUAUUCCUCCAUUAACUUUAACCAUAUCUAUGACAGAAACUUAACCAACAACGCUACUCCUAAUACCGCAAACAACACAUCAAAACAGCCUUCCUCUUCUUCUUCGUCGUCGUCGUCUUCUUCUGCUCUUUAUUCUGCUAUAUCUUCUCCCAAUACUUACAAAAACCAUCUUUCUUCUUCCCGCUCCCAUGGCCGUAUGCUGGUUCUGACCCGUCCUACUCCCAAACCCGUUUCAGCUAUUGCCACCCAGUCCUCUCUUUCACCUUCUUCGCAAAUACCAUCGACCCAACAACCUCGAGCGCCUAUUUCGGAUCAAGCGCCUUCUGAACCGGAAUCGGACCUGAUUUCUCUCCGUCCCUUGGGUCGGACAGGGGCCGCUCCGUUUGUUUCUUCUUCGGUAUUGGUACCGGAGAAAGAGAAGGAGGUGGGGCCCUUGGUAGGAUCGCCAAAGCCAGACAAGUUCGUGCCACCGCAUCUCAGACCGGGUUUUGUGGGGAGGGAGGAGAGGCCUGGGCCGGAGGUUUUUAGGGGGAAGGAGGCGAAUCAGAGGCCGCCGCAGCAGCAACAAGAUUAUUUUGUGUCUAAGGGUGAGUAUGGGGUUGAUGGAAGGCCUAAAUCUGGUGGUUAUGAGAGGAUGAUGGGAGGUGGCGAGUCAGAUCUGGGUUUGAUGAAUCGUCCCAGAUCUAGUGGGAAUCGCCCCAGUUCAAGUGGAUGAGGUUCAUAUGAAGUAGUUUAACUUGUGGAAGAUAGGAUCAAACCUGGUGGCACCUUUUGAGUUCUUGACCCUGUUGAUAGAAUUCACAUUGAAGUGAUGUAAAAGAGAGUAUCUGGGACUUUCAAGCAGUCAAGCUGCAUCAUUGCUCGGUAAUUCAGUCUUUGUAGCUGAUUAAAGAAAGACAUCAAGGUGCCUACAGAAUGUAGAUUGUGUGAUUUUUUUUCCCGUUUAAUUAGUUAUAUGAAUUUUGAAGGUGAGGGGUGAGCAUAUACCUCUUCGAUAUUUAUUUUCCUCUAAUGUACUUAAAAAACUUUUCUUUUGUAAGGAUUGUGUCUCAUUUUGUUCUUCAUCUGUUUCUAUUGCAAUCUUCAUUUGCUGCUA